Messenger RNA from Emiliania huxleyi CCMP1516, 1087 nucleotides. RefSeq lists its product as hypothetical. Lineage: Eukaryota; Haptophyta; Isochrysidales; Noelaerhabdaceae. The record is from RefSeq and is a predicted model, not a curated record. The transcript has 2 exons. The coding region runs from base 35 to 325 and encodes 96 amino acids.
CAACGGACCACAGCGCGGCUCCCGCUCAACAAUCAUGGACCUGCGUUGCCUCAAGUGCUUCACCGCCACCGAGCCGAAGCCUCUUGAGGACGCUACGAAGCUGCCGUACUCGCUGUCUGAGGGUGAUACUGUGGCUGCGCCAGAACCGGAGAAGCCAGUCUUCAUAAUCCCGUCCCCGAGGAAGCCAACGCUCGAGCCUGCGCCGCUCGAGGAUGCAACCAAUGACAAUGUCGUCAGCAACGCCCAGCGCUAUGCCCAGGACGCCUGGGAGCGCGCUCAGGCUGCUGCGAGCAUGCGGCGCAAGCAGUCUUCGGCAUCGCUUUGAGAGCCUCGCGUUGUCGCGUUGCUGUUGGCUUGAACGUUGGGUUGGGGAUGUGUCUAGUGGGCGUCAGCAAGUGUCAGCCGGGAAAAAUUCAGAACGCAGAGCAGGUAGCGUAGAGCAGGCAGCGUUCUCACAAGUCAGAGAUCAGCAUGAGUCUGACGCCCCACAUUGCGCAUAAAGCUCAUGUCUCGUCCGUGACCAGAGACCACAGCUCUCGCAGCUGACGUGUCUCGUGUGGGCUGUGGCGUCACUAGUCUUUAGUUGAGGUGCUCCAAUCGUUCUUGUAUUCAGCACGCCACAGUCAAAUUCACAACACUCCCGGCUUUAGAAAGUACACGCACAAGUGGGCGACGACAGGCCUGCUCUCUCACGUGCGCUGCGGCGACGCCUCUGGUGCGGACGAUCUCUUCUAGACCGGAUCGUACACGCACGCGUCGGCCCGCGCUCUCACGGCCCGAACUCGGCCGCCCUCCUCCUCCGCGCCGCCUUCCUCCGCCACAGCCGCUGCGUCGCCUGCAGCCGGAAGCGGACGAGGCCUCUCCGGCGGCCGGGCCGAGAGAGCGACUCCUCGAGCCGCUCGAGUGUGUCUGCCUCGGCCGCCUGCCGGGCGCGCGGGGGGGUAAGGGGGGUGGGACUGGAGAGGCGGCGCGGCCCCUCGCCCGCUGUGGCUGGGGCCCGGGGGAGGAGCGAGAGAGGCGGCGGCGGCAGAGGAGGGGGAGGGGGGGGGGGUUCUGUGGAGUGUGCAGGGGCGCUUGCGGGGUGCGC